UCUCUAGUACGAGCAGUUUCCAAAUGUGUUGAAUUCCCUGAACUGAAGUUAACUUUUGGCUUAACAAUCCCCUGCUUAAAAAAAAAACCCCAAAAUAUAAACAACAUUUGUUUUUGUCAUCUGACUUUGCAUCGCUUCCAUGCCGUGGCCGUGGUGAGGCGGCAGUGAGGGUGUGAAGGCACGGCUGUUAUAGCAGCCCGGAGAGUCGGCGCCCGGCUCGCUCUGGUUUGGGUCGGGUGAGGUGUCUUCUUCUCGCUCCUCUUCUUACCAACUGUAUUUUCCGAGGGACAUUGGUUUGGGUUCCAUCAUGGCCGGGUGCUGCCUGUCCGAAGAAGAUAAAGAGUCCCAGCGGAUAAACGCCGAAAUCGAGAGGCAGUUGCGGAGAGACAAGAGAGACGCCCGAAGGGAACUCAAGCUGCUCCUGCUGGGUACUGGUGAAAGUGGCAAGAGCACGUUCAUUAAGCAGAUGAGAAUCAUCCAUGGGGAUGGCUACUCGGAUGAAGACAGGAAAAAUUUCACAAAGCUUGUAUUUCAGAACAUAUUCACUGCAAUGCAGGCAAUGAUCAGAGCUAUGGACACACUCCGGGUACAAUACAAGAAUGAGCAAAACAUGGAAAAUGCAAAUAUGGUCAGAGAAGUAGAGGUGGAUAAAGUCAUCGCAUUUGAUAAAACUUAUGUUGAAGCAAUUAAGAAAUUAUGGAAUGAUCCUGGGAUCCAGGAGUGCUAUGACAGACGUCGAGAGUAUCAGCUGUCUGAUUCUGCCAAAUACUACCUUAGUGAUAUAGACCGCAUUAGUUCACCAGUAUAUAUACCAACUCAGCAAGAUAUACUGCGGGUCAGAGUACCAACAACUGGAAUCAUUGAAUAUCCAUUUGAUUUGGAGAACAUAAUCUUCAGGAUGGUAGAUGUUGGAGGUCAGAGGUCUGAACGAAGAAAGUGGAUUCAUUGUUUUGAGAAUGUCACCUCAAUCAUUUUCCUAGUUGCACUAAGUGAAUAUGAUCAGGUCCUGGCUGAGUGCGAUAAUGAGAAUCGAAUGGAGGAGAGCAAGGCACUAUUUAAGACGAUUAUCACCUAUCCCUGGUUUCACAGCUCCUCAGUCAUUCUCUUCUUGAACAAGAAGGAUCUUCUGGAAGAAAAGAUCAUGUAUUCUCAUCUAGUUGAUUAUUUCCCAGAAUAUAAUGGUCCUCAACAAGAUGCCAAGGCUGCUCGUGAUUUCAUCUUAAAGACCUAUCAAAAUCAGAAUCCAGAUAAAGAAAAGGUCAUCUACUCUCACUUCACAUGUGCCACAGAUACAGAGAAUAUACGGUUUGUCUUUGCUGCCGUCAAGGACACUAUCCUACAAUUAAACCUGAAGGAAUUUAACCUUGUAUAAAGGACAGACUUAUACCAUGAAUUCACUUCACAUCACUCAAUACUUUUUGUAAAGCUCUAUAUUUUUACUUGCCAGUUCAAAGUUGUACUUGGUACCUGUAAACUACAUUUACAAACUUGCACACAAGUUGCCAGUUCUAUGGAGAGCUUGGUGAUGACACUGCAGAUACAUCGCUUGUGGUUAAUCAUCUGUGUUCUGUUUAGAAUUUUUCAUUCACUUAGAAUUCUUCUGUUUGCAAAAGAAAAUGUGCUGGUGGUGUUCAGCGCAUUUCUGAAAAAUGGGUCAAACAGGGAAGUUUAUAGCUUUAUUAACUGAGGUGGGUUUAAAAAAAAUGCUGGGAUAUGGGUCAUGUUGAAAUGGGCCUUAAAUAUGUUUUCCAAAGGUGAUUGUUUUACAAUUUUUGUAAUAGUAAGAAUGCUCCCAACUUUGGUUUUAUCUAUCUCACUGUGUCAAAAUAUAUGUGGCAUUCCUGGAAUCCAGAGGUUUACUGAAUGCAAAAGAUUACCUAAAUAAAAGGUACAAAAAACUUUAUUUUAUGGUUCCCAUUAUGACUACUGGCUGAGUUACAUUUAGCAUAUGGAGGUGUUUUAAUUAUGAAUAACCUAUUUAAAGAAAGUAAAUGAUUGGUGUACAAAAAAUAUUUUGACUUUUUCUUUGAGUUUUUAUUCCAAUUUUAUCCAAUUAAUCCAAUUUUGGAAUCAUAGUGUAAAUUAAACUACAGAUGCCUUCAACAUUUAAAAUGCUAACAUCAUAAAUUAUUGCUGUCAUUGAAGGCAGUGUACAAUGAACUUAGUAAGAAUUUUGAAUGCAAAAUGCUAAAUUUACUAAUUUAGACAAGGAUUUUAAAUGGGUUUUAUUAGCAGUAAAGGGUUAGAAUGGUUCUUGAAUUAGCGUAAAAUGUUUUUGUUCAACCUAUUAAAAGAUAAGGUUCUCUUUUAUAUGUGAACAAUGACAAAUGUACAAGCUUAGAUUGUAGAAGACUUCAAAUCUCUGUUUUGUACAGAUGAAAGCACCUUCACAUACCAAAGAGUUGCAAAAGAUCGAUGGAACUACUUAACAGGAUUUUAUUUGUUCUACCACCAUCAUAAUAGGAAUUACAGAUAGGUACAUAGUGUUAAAAUGCUUACAAGCAACUGUAAAUAUGUAUCCUAUAUAUAUUAUAUAUAUAUAUAUAUAUCGCAUCUUUUCUAGCUUUAAAAAUUAUUUAACUUGGUCAAAAAGAAAUAAUAUUUGAAAUAAUGUACUAUCAAUAAUUGUAAAAGAAUGUACAGGUGUUUCCAUAUUUUAGGAAAGCUAUAAGUAAUCACUUUUUUUAAGUUCUGAGAUUUAAUUUGUAAUACACAAUCCUGUCAUUUAAUCUCAUUUUGAUUUUUAAAAUUUCUUUCACUGCUAUAUUUCAUAACGAGAAGGUAUGUUAGAAAUUAUUGUAAUUUUUCAGGUUCACCGCUGUCUUAUCUUUUUAUUGGAUUUUUACAUUAUAUGCAAUAGGUAGUGGUUUUUGAAUGUUACAAUACUGUGCCUUUGAAUCAGAUGCAUAAAAAGACUUGCUUUUGCUAUGACAUCUCAUCUGAAUAUGACCAGUGUGAUGUAUCUGAGUUAAGUUAGUCUGCAGUGUUUGUUUCUUUAGUCAUUAAUGUUUUUUUAUUAUGAUACUUUUUGAAUGAAUCAGAUGAUAAGGUGCACUAAAGCUGCAGAAUUCUUUGUUGGGCCAAUGUAGUCUAGUUCAAAGCAAGUUUGUGCUGUCUUUUUUUUCUUUGAAUAGGACUCUUCAUUUUACAAGAAAUCCAAAUGAAACCAAAUCUAGGAGAUACUGGCCUGAAUACUAAUAGAGAUGGGAAAUGUCGAGGGGUGGGGAGGGCGCAGAGUGGAGAAACAUGGGUUUCCUCACAUACAAUGGAGUUUUAACUUGGGUGAAAGAUGAUUAUACAUCUUUCUUAGUGUUCAUGUACUCUGUCUCUUUUGAAUUUGUGAAAAUAAUUAGCAUUAGCUUCACUGGGAUUUGUACUAAAUCAUUUUGCAAUGCAUAUUUAAGCAGAUAAUUCAGUGUUGUUUCAACAUGUUUUGUUGUGUGUGUGCUGAUAGCCAAGAGCAAUUUGCGAAAGCCAUCCAACCAAAGCAGGAAUUUCUAAUUUUGCAAGCAAAACUUAUUUUACAAACUGGGAAUCAAAAUAAUUUCAUUUGGAUGUAUAAUUUUACUUUGAAAAUUUAAACCUAUCUGUACAUACUGUAACUUUAAAAGUUGAGCAAUGGGUUCAGGGGAAGAACACUUGCCAUAAACAAUCAACUUGCCAAAUACCAUGUUUUCAGAAGGUGCUAAAAUAGCCAACAGAAAGAUGAAAUCUGAGAUGAAUGCACUUUUGGUAUCCUUGUUUCAGCUGCAUGGCACUCAAUGUAAUUUUGUUUCAUCUUUUUAAAUUAGCCAAAUAUUUCACCCUUUACAUAGGCUUUUAGAUUCUAUAAUUUACAAAUCUUAACAUCUGACAGAUGAAAGAUUGUUAAGAUUCUUUUAUUCUUGUAUUGUAAAGUUUUCAUUGAUCAAUAAUUAACUGAUCUGUGCUUUGAAACUAAAGAUGUUUCACAUUUGGUAAUGCUGCUGUUUUGAUCCGAAAUUAAACACAAACUUGGUUCUUA
Messenger RNA from Carcharodon carcharias (great white shark), 4003 nucleotides. RefSeq names its product guanine nucleotide-binding protein subunit alpha-14. The coding region runs from base 308 to 1372 and encodes 354 amino acids. Gene Ontology annotation, molecular function: G protein-coupled receptor binding; G-protein beta/gamma-subunit complex binding; guanyl nucleotide binding. The transcript has 7 exons. The record is from RefSeq and is a predicted model, not a curated record. Gene Ontology annotation, cellular component: heterotrimeric G-protein complex. Gene Ontology annotation, biological process: phospholipase C-activating dopamine receptor signaling pathway; adenylate cyclase-modulating G protein-coupled receptor signaling pathway; action potential. Lineage: Eukaryota; Metazoa; Chordata; Chondrichthyes; Lamniformes; Lamnidae.